AGCGCUCGGCAGCGCUCGGUGCCUGCAGUGCGGGCAGGAGGCUGCGGGCGCCGCUGUUGACCGAGAGGAGCGAGAGGAAGCUCGGAGCGCUGCAGCCCCGCCCGCUGCGGACCCGCUCGAUCGCCCGCUCCCUGUUGGGCUCAGCGAGCGAGCGGUCUGCGAUCGUUCCCACGGUGGAGAACCGGGCUGCGGAGAGGCGGCGGUGCCGGAAGAGGUGAGCGGAGAAGUAGCGGGAUCGGCGGAGUGACCGGCGGGGAGCGGUGAUUCGGUGCCGGCGGUGCCGCGGCGGAGAUGUGCGCGGCGGGGAGGCGCUGGGGCCGGCGGCAGCGAGCUCUGCUCUGGGGCGUCCUGCUGGCAGCGUGGGAGGCGGCGUGGGGGCAGCUGCGCUACUCGGUGCCCGAGGAGAUGCCCAAGGGCUCGUUCGUGGGCGACGUGGCCAAGGACCUGGGGCUGCAGCUACGGGCGCUCAGCGAUCGCAGCGUCCACAUUGUAGAAAGAGGUAGGACGCAGUAUUUCACUCUGCACGGGAAGUCGGGACAUUUAGUGACGGCGGAAAGAAUCGACAGAGAGCAGCUGUGCCGGCUGGUGGAGAAAUGCGUGCUGCGCUGUGAGCUGAUAGUGGAGGGACAGAUGCAGGUUUACGGAAUAGAGGUAGAAAUCAAGGACAUUAACGACAACGUGCCGACAUUUCGAGAGGCAGAAAUUGAACUGAGAAUGAGUGAGGCAACAGCCCCGGCCUCGCGGUUUUCACUUCCCAGGGCUCAUGACCCCGAUACAGGAAGGAAUUCCCUGCAGAGCUACGAGCUGAGCGGCGACGAGCACUUCUCGCUGGCCGUGCAGGCGGGCCCCGGCGGCGAUCAGCGUCCCGAGCUGGUACUGGCGAAGGCGCUGGACCGGGAAGAGGCGGCGUUUCACGAGCUGGUGCUGAGGGCGAGUGACGGCGGCGAUCCGGCACGGACGGGCACAGCUCGGAUCCGUGUGACAGUGCUGGACGCGAACGACAACGCACCCGUGUUCAGCCAGGCGGAGUACACGGUGCGUGUGCCCGAGGAUGUGCCCGUGGGCUCUGUCCUCGUCACUGUCACGGCCACAGACGCCGACGAGGGGCUGUACGGGCAGGUGAAAUACUCCAUGAAGAAAGAGACCGACACAGCAUUGGAUAUUUUCCAUCUGGAUUCUGAGACUGGAGCGAUCAAGCUGUUGAGGAUCCUGGAUUUCGAGGAAGGCGAUUCGUACGAAUUGGAGGUGCAGGCACAUGAUAGUGGAGCUCUUUUCGACACGACAAAAGUCGUGAUCACUGUGACAGAUGUCAACGACAAUGCGCCUGAACUGACAGUAUCGUCAAAGUUGAACGAGAUCUCGGAGGACGCCCCUCCGGGGAGCUCAUGAUCCGGACUCGGGCCGGAAUUCCCUGCAGAGCUACGAGCUGAGCGGCGACGAGCACUUCUCACUGGCCGUGCAGGCGGGCCCC
Messenger RNA from Corvus hawaiiensis (hawaiian crow), 1471 nucleotides. RefSeq names its product protocadherin gamma-A12-like. Lineage: Eukaryota; Metazoa; Chordata; Aves; Passeriformes; Corvidae. Gene Ontology annotation, molecular function: calcium ion binding. The transcript is spliced from 2 exons. Gene Ontology annotation, biological process: homophilic cell-cell adhesion. Gene Ontology annotation, cellular component: plasma membrane. The coding region runs from base 292 to 1389 and encodes 365 amino acids. The record is from RefSeq and is a predicted model, not a curated record.